AUGUCAGACAACAACGAACAGCCUAAAUGUCCAGUAGAUCAUUCCACAAGACAAUCUUGGCUUGCAAAACUAACCGGUGGUGGUGCAAAUAAAGAUACUUCAGAACAAACACAACAAAAACCAAUCUCAUCAUCAAUCCAACCGCCAUCUCAAGAGCCACAAGUAUGCCCUGUAAAUCAUGAUAGUCGAUCGGCGUGGCUAGAUAGAGUAUCAGUUAGUGUCACCACUCCAGGAUCCGCAGUAGAGAUACCACAACAACCUUCUAGCGCAACCUGCGAUUCAUCAACCAUGUCAAACACAUUACAAGACACCACAACAUCCAACAUCAACUUACCCACCGAUCGAGAAAUAAGCUCCAUACCUCGUACUUCAUCCAACCAAAACUGGAUCUACCCCAGUCAAAAACAAUUUUUCGAAGCCAUGCAACGUAAAAACUGGAACCCUGAUUCUCAAGAUAUGAAAGUCAUUGUUCCUAUACACAACUUGGUUAACGAACGUGCAUGGAAACAUAUAACCAUGUGGGAAGGUAAUCACUACCAAGAAGCAAUAAAACAAUGUGGUGGCAUCACACUCACCUCAUUCAAAGGAGAUCUGAAGAAAUUGACACCAAGAGCUUGGAUCAAACUGUAUAUUUGGGGACAACAGCCACCUUUUGAUCGUCACGAUUGGACUAUUAAUCGGUGUGGUAAAGAGAUUGAAUAUGUUAUUGAUUUUUAUAAUGGUGAUGAUAACUCGGGGCAAGUUUGGCUUGAUGUUCGACCCAAGUUGAAUAGUAUGGAAGGUGUCAAAUUACGAUUAGCUAAAGCGUUUGGAUUUGAUUGA
Lodderomyces orthopsilosis Co 90-125 is the source of this 822-nucleotide messenger RNA. It is a transcript of the gene CYT2, whose product is annotated as cytochrome c1 heme lyase. Gene Ontology annotation, biological process: cytochrome c-heme linkage. Gene Ontology annotation, cellular component: mitochondrion. Bases 1 to 822 code for a protein of 273 amino acids. NCBI's taxonomy places the organism in Eukaryota, Fungi, Ascomycota, Pichiomycetes, Serinales, Debaryomycetaceae. The transcript has a single exon. The record is from RefSeq and is a predicted model, not a curated record. Gene Ontology annotation, molecular function: holocytochrome-c synthase activity.